This is a messenger RNA of Penaeus vannamei (Pacific white shrimp), 1445 nucleotides long. NCBI's taxonomy places the organism in Eukaryota, Metazoa, Arthropoda, Malacostraca, Decapoda, Penaeidae. The record is from RefSeq and is a predicted model, not a curated record.
UUCCAGAAGAAAGAUUGACUUCAUGUUCUUUGAUGCUUUGUUUUAUUUUAAAUUUUUUUAUUAGAUUGUUUAUAUACAUUGGAUUUGAAAUAUUGUUCAAGAUGACUGAUACAUACAAUGAAGAGUUUGCCGAUCGAGUUGCACAACUCAGCAAUUCCAAAUUUAUGAGUUUAGGAAAGACAGGAAAGCCAAAGGAACACACAGAGUGGACCUUGCUGGCUUGCAUCUUGCAGCUGGAAAGCAAUAUGCAUGUUGUGUCUUUAGGAACAGGUUCAAAAUGCAUUGGAGCUUCACAACUGUCGGGAGCAGGAGACAUCCUUCAUGACAGUCAUGCAGAGGUAGUGGCCAGGAGAGCUUUUGUACUCUAUCUUAUAGAACAGGUUGAUAGAGCAGUGGAAGGCCAAGAGAGCCUGUUCCAAGAGGAAAAAGGGAAGUAUGUUAUUAGGGAAGGAGUGACCUUUCACUUUUAUGUUAGUCACACCUGUGGCGACGCAUCUAUAUUCCCAAAGCAGGAAUGGGAUGAAUACUAUGGUGACUGCCUGAAAACGUCUUUUACACAACAUCAUAAUACACAGAUUACUCAAAAAGAUGAUCCAGACUCACUGAUUGAGGCCCACGAAGACAGCAAUGAAUUUGAACAGCCAGCCAAAAAGUUGAAGAAAAAACAGCAUUACUUCUACUACAGACCAUCCAGCAAUCAAGAUAUUCACAGAACAGGAGCAAAGACUGUGGGAGGUGAACAGGAAGACCCAAGAUUGCCUGGGGCUGAUUAUCAUGUCACCGGUGCUUUACGCACAAAACCAGGAAGAGGAGAUCCCACUCUUUCCAUGUCUUGCAGUGACAAAAUCUUCAAAUGGACUGUUUUAGGAGUGCAAGGAGCUCUCCUCAUGCUUUUCCUUAAAAGUCCAGUGUACUUUGAAACCAUAAACAUUGGUAAGUGUCCAUACAGCCAGGAAGCUAUGCUCAGAGCUCUAUUUAGUAGAUUUGAAAACAAAUUGAAAAAUGUUCAGCUCCCAGAAGGUUUCAGAGUCGUUACUCCACAUUUGCUCUCUUCGAGCAUUGGUUUUCCUUUCUCCAGAGACAGUAAUGCCAUCCCCACAUGCCUCAUCUGGAGCAACACUUCAACCCACCAAGGCAAGCAUGAAGUUGCAACAAAUGGGAGGAAGCAUGGCAUAACCAAGAAAGCAAUUGGGACACCCAAAAGUUGGGUCAGUGUAUGUUGCAAGUCUCUCCUCUUGAAGAUCAAAGACAUUGCUCACAAUGAUGAUCAGUCCAACAUCAGCAAUCAAGUAGACUUUACAAAUCAUGAUUAUGGCACAAUAAAGCUCUUGCAAGUAGUUACUGCCAAGCAUGGAAAGAAUUGAGAACUAAUGUUCUGGACAACUGGACAGUUAAACCUAGUUUUGUUAAGACCUUCAAAGCCUAAAACUUUUAGUGAGUAAAGU